AUGCUCACCUCCAAGUUUCUCAUUCUUGCCUUCGCCCUCUUCAUGGGGUCCACUGCACCCUCAGUUGAUGGAGCUCACCUGUACGCCGGACGUGAGCUCACGAGCAGGGCCGAAGUGACUGCCCGGGCCGAGCUUAGCAGCAGGGCCGAAGUGACUGCUCGGGGCGAGCUGACCAUGAGGGGCGAGUUGAGCACUAGAGGCGCCCCUGCCGUCCCCACUCCUGCCUACCACGUCCGCGAUCUGAGCAGCAGGGGCGAGCUCAGCUCUCGAGCCGUGACGGCUCGUGAUCUCAGCACCCGUGGAUCUCCUCAGGCCGCCGCUACGCCCGCCUUUCAAGCUCGCGAGCUGACCAGUCGCGGUGAGCUCAGCAGUCGAGGAGCACCUAUGGCUGCCGCUACGCCUCUCGUCGCUGAAGCCCGCUCCGAAGACGAAGAGGUGCGCGCUGAAGCAAUGCCCAUCACUCUGCCCCGCUUCGACGUCGGUCACGGUGAUGGCUCCGAGAACGUCGAGAAGCGAGACAAUCUCGACGCCGAUGCCGCCUUGUUUGCGCCUACGGCUCGCGUCAGGGUCGGCAACAGGGAGCAUGUCAUGUUGAUCGUACCCAGCUAUCCUCAGACCGUCUUCACCCCUGAAGCUCGCUACGCAGGCGGCCGCCCCACCAAGUUCAAGGACACUGUCAAGCAGCAAGACGGCUCCGUUGUGACCGACACCAUCUUUCUCGACUCGGUCAGCCUUGGCGGCGCCACGGCCAACAACGUGGCCGUCGGUUCCUCCUCCGCGCCCGUCCCUUCGCUCAACGGUGGAAGCAUCGCUCAGUUCGGCGCCGAUGGGGUAGUGGGCUUCACGGCCGACUCCAAUCCGGCAGGAUACAGCACCAGGGUCAACAAGGUCUUGAAAGGCUUUGCAGGCUCCCUCCCCAGUGGCAGACAGGUCAUGACUGUCCGCCUCGCUCCUGGUCUCAGCUCGGGUGGGUUCGUCACGAUCGGUCGCAAGCCGGCUGGCUUCAAGAUCAGGACGGCGUACAGUGAUCAAUGGGCUGCUGCGGGCGUCAAGCUGAACGGGAUGGCCAUCCCUAUCGCCACCGUCGACACGGGUAGCCCCUUUGUGUACGUGCCGCUCAAGGUCGCCGAGCAAUUCUUCCAGCAAGCCAACCUCAAGACACGUACCGUGCCUUGGCGGGGCAGCAACGUGCUCGAGGCAGAAGUAGACUGUGCUCGUGGCUUUCCCAUGGAGAUCAGCUUCGGGGGAGGGGUGGUCAAGGUGCCGGGCACUAGUGGCGUAUUCAAGGACAGCAAGACGGGAAGGUGCACCGCUGCGCUUAGGGGUAGCCCGGAGGGGGAGUCUAUCCUUGGCUGGCCUCUCUUCAGGGCUGCGAGCGUUUCAUACGAUGCAGAGACGCUUGAGAUUGGCGUCGAAGCGUGA
This is a messenger RNA of Jaminaea rosea, 1422 nucleotides long. RefSeq lists its product as hypothetical. Lineage: Eukaryota; Fungi; Basidiomycota; Exobasidiomycetes; Microstromatales. Bases 1 to 1422 code for a protein of 473 amino acids. The transcript is spliced from 2 exons. The record is from RefSeq and is a predicted model, not a curated record.